CUCCCGCCGGCAAUUCCCGGAAAAGGAAAAAGCAUGGAUUAGUGUUUGCAACACAAGCCCUGUUGCCUCUCCUACUACGGUACUGUGUUGGGGCUGUAAUCGAUCCGACAUAAUCGCGGCGUAAUUCGGACCAGCACAUGCCUCUGUUGGCCGAUAUAUAUACAUAGUUAAAUCUUCAAAUACAAUCAAAAUUGUAUUUUCUUGCCGCAGCGGCAGAAGCGCCCAGCGGCGGGCUGCUGAAGUGGGGCAAGGGAACAGAUGGCUCGGCCGAGCUGCGCCACAGGUUCCGAAUGAGCAGUGUUGACACCGUUGACACCAGGGCUUCAGGCGGGUAACAAUACCUCAUGUCUCAGUCAUAGCACAGCAAAUAGGUAUCACUACUUUUGUUUUUUUAUACACGCGCGGAAGGAAGGGGUUCGGGGAUAUCUUUAAGUCGGGGCUGCUUUGUAGGGGACUGCGAUGGGAAAACCCACGGCCACUUGAUCCACUCAAAGCCCGCGCAUUCGCCCGCUCCACAUCUCCCCUAAUCCCCCCCUGUUUGCGUUUUCUCGCGGCUGGGUAAACAAUGGUGGACAACCGCUACGCCACGGCGCUGGUGAUCAGCUGCGUGCUGAGCGCCCUGGCCACUGUGUACCUGGCCGUGGCGGUGGGCACGCAGCACUGGUUUCAGUAUUCUAGCCCUGGGGUGCGCGGCGAGGCCAACGUGUCCGACCUGCGCUCCAUGCACGAAGAGUUCAAGGACGGGGAGUUCGACGAGAAGAUGUACAGCGACACGCUGUUCCGCCUGAACGGGUCUCUGGGCCUCUGGUGGCGAUGCGUCCUGGUGCCGGAGGGCGCCCACUGGCACAAGGAGCCGCAAGAUAUUAAGCUGGUGAUGGAGUGUCGGAGCUUCACGUUGGCUCAGCAGUUCACCCCCAAGUACAAAGAGCCCGGGAACCACAACAGCGGCGAGGACAUGUUGCGCACCUACCUAUGGAGGUGCCAGUUCCUGUUGCCUCUGGUGUCCCAUGGCCUGGUGGUCAUGGCCGCUUUAAUCGGGUGCUGUGCUUGUCUGUGUCGAAGCAUCUCCCCCACCCUCGGUUUAGGGGUGCUCCACCUCUUGGCCGGCCUGUGCACCCUGGCCACGGUGUGCUGCUUCCUGGCCGGCAUGGACCUGCUGCACCGGGUGUCGGUGCUUCCGGACGGCGUGGACGGCUCGCUGGGCUGGUCCCUCUACCUGGCGCUCGUCUCCUCCCCGCUGCACAUGAUGGCCGCCGCCCUCCUCAUCUGGGCGGCGCGCAGCCACGGUCAGAACUACUACCGCAUGACGGCCUACCGCGUGGCGUGAACACCCCCCCCUUCCCCCCCCCGUGAAGACCUCCAGGGGGGACCUCACUUUGUUUUGUAAUUAUUAUUCUUGGUAUAUUAUUUGUAUUGUUAUUCUGGGUAUUUUGAGCGCUGUUUUGGACCUUGUUUACGGUCCUAUGCUAAUUCGGAGCUAGCUAGAUUAGCUUUAUCGAGGUAGCUUCUGGUGUGCUAAAGCAAGUGGGCAGUAUAGUUGUUAGAAUAUAUAUAUAUAUAUAUAUAUAUAUAUAUAUAGUAAUUGGACCUACUGGAUUUAGUAUAGGAUUAAUUGUCCUUGCGGGGGAUCUAGAUAUCGAUCUAGUAAGGUAACAUCUAGGGGUGUUCUGGCAAAAAAUAAAAGGAGAUAUUUUUCAUGGGACAUCAGUCUAUCUGGUUUUCAACUUUCAGUACAGCUGUGGUCAAUAUUGGUUUCUACCUCCCCCUUAGUUUUGAUAUUGCUUUUGUAUUAUUGAAUGAUAGGAUGGUAUCGUCUGUUUUGAUAAAGUCGUGAUCUACUAUUAUAUGUUCAGUGAUUCGUUAAUCCCAUUUCAAUUAUUUAAAUAUUUGACUUCUUUCCCGAAAUCUUAAUAACAGUCUUUAUUUAUUCCAAUAAUUUUUGCAUUUUGGUAAAUUGUAUUUGUUUAUUAUUAAUCUUUGUUUUGUAAAAAGGAAUCAUUUAAAUUAUAUAUAUAUAUAUAUAUAUAUAUAUAUAUAUAUAUAUAUAUAUAUAUAUAUAUCCUGGUCUUGUUUUUAUAUAUUUCAGAUUUCAAUUCGAGUGUACUUUUGCAAGCUUUGGAGAAUUUGUAUUUCCUCAAGCGGCAGGUAAUUUUAUGCUCCAUGAAUGUAUUUCAAAGGCUGAAAAAGAUGAAUUACUGUUUGUUGCUCUAUCAUUAAGGUUACUGUACUUUUCUUGGGUUAUAUUGCGGUUAUUGCAGUUAAUUUAAAACACAAAUUAACAAAUGCGUUGUUGAGAAAGUGUUACAUUCACAGGUGCUUAUGGUUGACAUUAAUUAGUUGGAAGCUUGUGAUUGAAAGUAAGUGCUGUGCACGUUUUUAGGUGAAGCAGGAUAAUGCUUUCAGCUAAUGAAACUGAGCACCGUUAGUGCUUCUGACAACAUGCUAUGAGUUGGGAUGAAUCAGUUGUCAAUGAAAUAUAAAUAGCUUGUAGUAUAAACUGCAUACUCCCCUUUAAAGGAAUGAGUGGCAUUCUGACUUCAGGCAAAUCGUUGAACUUGGCUUCAGUGUGCCAUAGAUGUCGGGCAAAUUUGACAGAAAUAUUUUUGGAAAUGUGCAAUUGAUAGUUUCCCCUUCUGAGCUUGUGCGUGCGUGUGCAUGUAUGUGUGAGCAGAUUGAACACACUGCGAUGCUGUUUCAAUAAAAAAAAACGUAAAGAUUACAACACCAAA
This is a messenger RNA of Gadus morhua (Atlantic cod), 2729 nucleotides long. RefSeq names its product claudin domain-containing protein 1. The coding region runs from base 566 to 1327 and encodes 253 amino acids. The transcript has 4 exons. The record is from RefSeq and is a predicted model, not a curated record. Gene Ontology annotation, cellular component: membrane. Lineage: Eukaryota; Metazoa; Chordata; Actinopteri; Gadiformes; Gadidae.